AAAAUGGCUGAAUAACACGAACCAGAAACCCACGAAGAUGUAGAUGAAAAUUACGAUCCCGAAGCCGAAUGUGCUGGAGAUUUCAAACCAGUAUAAGAAUUACCCGAAGUAGCUGUAGUAACAGGAGAAGAAAAUGAAGAUGUACAUGAUAAAUUCAGAGUAAAAUUAUACAGAUGGAGAGAAAACGAAUUAAAAGAAAGAGGUGCUGGAGAUUUAAAAUUCUUAAAAAAUAAGGAAACUAGUAAAAUUAGAAUUUUAAUGAGAUAAGAUAAAACUCAUAAAAUUGUUGCAAAUUUCCUUGUUUAAGGCGUAGAACCAAUGUGCUAAUUAGUUCCUUUAAAAACUCAUGAUAAAUCAUGGGUUUGGACUUGCUAUGAUGCUUCAGAUGAAUAACCUGCUGUUGAAAAAUUAUGCGGAAGAUUUACUAAUGCAGAUGAGUUUUAGAGAUUCAAAAAAGUCUUUGAAGAAACAAGAGAUAUUAAUAAUAAAAUGAUGAAAAAUGAAAAAAAGAUGAAGUAAAAAAGAAUGAUUGAAAAAUAAUUUCAUAUUUAUAUUGUUUGAUUGUCUGUGAGUUUUUUAUUAUUAUUUUUUUUUUUUUUUUUUUUUAAGAUUUAAAUGUUUAUUUUAUUUAAA
Molecule: messenger RNA, 633 nt
Organism: Ichthyophthirius multifiliis
Lineage: Eukaryota; Ciliophora; Oligohymenophorea; Hymenostomatida
Product: ran binding protein 1, putative
Exons: 1
Biological process (GO): nucleocytoplasmic transport
Cellular component (GO): nuclear pore; cytoplasm
Molecular function (GO): GTPase activator activity
Source: RefSeq, a predicted model, not a curated record